AUGUCGACUGAACCUGCAACCGGCAGCGGUAUAAUUAUUCAAUCAGCAAGUGCACCAGAAUUCACACCGGCAACGGAAUCAUGGCACGUUUGGAAGGAAAAACUGGACAUACACUUGUGUGAAAUUAAUUGUACACAAGAAAAUAUAAAAAAGGCGAUUUUAUUAAAAUCGAUUGGCUCCGAACCAUAUAAAUUGCUGCAUAGUUUAUGCAGCCCAGCAUCACCAGUUUCCAAAACGUUUAAAGAGUUGUGUGAAAUUUUGCAAACUCAUUACACACCACCUACAAUCAUAUUCUACGAAAGAAAAAAAUUCCACAUGUCAGUAAAAAGCAACGAAGAAACCGUUUCCCAAUCGUAUGCACGGGUAAAGCAAUUGGCAUUGGAUUGCAAGUUUGGCACACAUUUAGAUGCCUUUGUUCUAAAUCAAUUUGUUGUUGGACUGCCUGACAAAAUUUUUGAACGGUUAUGCGAGGAAGAUGAGACACUCACAUUGGCGAGCGCAUUAAAACGAGCACUUAUAUUAGAAACGAAGCAGGCAGCAAAAGCAAACAAAGCAGAUCUUGAGGUAAAAUUGGUCAAAGACAAAUCCAGUAUGCAGCGCAACAACAACAACAACAACAGCAAGCAAAGUAACAAGCAAUGCGGUAAAAACGAUUUUAAUGGGAAACGCAAUAAUGGCAAAAGCAAAGUCAGCAAAAUUUGUUCGCACUGUGGUUGGCGUAACCAUACGUCAAAUGCAUGUAAAUAUGCAAAAUCUCGAUGUAAUUCCUGUGGAAAAGUUGGGCACUUGGCUUCAGUUUGUCGUAGCAAAAACAAUAAAACUAUUAAUUAUGUAUCUGACUCAGAUGAGUCUAAUGAAAUCGAUCAUUUUAACAACUUUAUUUUCAAUGUUUCUCCUACAGGCCCAAACGAGGUAUAUUCGCUUACUAUCAAAAUCGAUGGAGUAGAUGUGAGAAUGACUUGCGAUACUGGCGCCCCAUGUAUAAUGAUACCUAUCAGUCUUUACAACAAACUUAAAGGGCCCCUAAACCACACUAAAACAUUGCGCAAUAUCGGACUUGCGUAGGUCGUUUGUGUGGUGUAUGG
Molecule: messenger RNA, 1085 nt
Organism: Rhagoletis zephyria (snowberry fruit fly)
Lineage: Eukaryota; Metazoa; Arthropoda; Insecta; Diptera; Tephritidae
Molecular function (GO): nucleic acid binding; zinc ion binding
Source: RefSeq, a predicted model, not a curated record